AUGGCUGAUUCUUCACGAAAUCACCAUAGGAAGCAUUCCUCGACAAACGCAGACCCCCGCGCACCAGUUUCAACCGCAAGGAAGACCGCUAUGCCCCCGAACGAGCCCAUGACUCAGUACCCAGGACCAGUGAACGAGAGGAAGGUUCCAAGCGUUCCACCACCUGCUGCGAACAAACCCACUGAGGCCGAGUUCUUCUAUGGAGAAGGCGCAGAACGCAAACCCAACCCAUCAUUCCUCAAGGACCAUUUCUUCAAGGAAGGCCGACUGCUUGAAGAGCAAGCGCUGUAUAUCAUCAACCGCGCGACGCGAAUUCUGGCGAAGGAGCCUAACAUGGUCGAAGUGAAGAGCCCGGUGACAGUCUGUGGCGAUAUUCAUGGUCAAUAUUACGACCUGAUGAAGCUAUUCGAAGUUGGCGGAUCUAUGGCCGAGAACGUUUAUCUGUUCUUGGGCGACUACGUUGAUCGAGGAGACUUUGGCAUCGAGUGUGUACUUUAUCUCUACGCCCUCAAAAUCUGGAACCCGUCCCGGAUAGUCCUACUGCGAGGAAACCACGAAUGCCGACAUCUCACCGAGUACUUUACUUUCAAGAAAGAAUGUCUGCACAAGUACUCCGAAAAGGUGUACGAAGCGUGUAUUCAAUCCUUCUGCGCUCUCCCAGUCGCCGCUCUUGUGGACUCCAAGUUCUUCUGUGUCCAUGGGGGUAUAUCCCCUUCUCUAAUCACCCUCGCCGAUCUGGCAUCCAUGAACCGGUUUCAAGAGCCCGGGUCGCAAGGCCUGCUGUGUGACUUGCUGUGGGCAGACCCAAUCACCAACUAUGGACACGAGACAGAGCCGGGAUCUGGUCCUGCUUUGGCCCCCGGCACCUCGUUCAUCCCCAACUCGACGAGAGGGUGCUCUUACUACUACACCUACACCGCCGUCUGCCAGUUCUUGGAACGCAACAACCUUCUCACUGUUAUCCGUGGACACGAAGCCCAAGAUGCAGGUUAUACGAUGCACAGAAAGACGCCUAAAAAGAACUUCCCUUCUGUGAUUACGAUUUUCUCUGCACCCAACUAUCUCGACGUGUACAAGAAUCGGGGUGCGGUCCUCAAGUAUGCGAACAAGAACAUCACUAUUCGACAGUACAACUCGAGUUCUCACCCUUAUUGGCUUCCAAACUUUAUGGACGCGUUUACGUGGAGUUUGCCCUUUGUCGGUGCCAAAAUCACGGAUAUGUUGCUUGCCAUCUUGAGCAUAUGCAGCGAGGAAGAGCUCGAUACUGAUUCGGACGACGAAGCUAGAGAGGCUCAAGCGGCUGAGGAAAUCCGGCUCAGACGACAGCAGAUCAAAAACAAGAUUCUUGCUGUUGGAAGGAUGCAACGUGUUUUCACUCUUCUCCGAGAGGAAGCAGAAAAUGCCACCGAACUCUCGCCCGCAGCCACGCUACCAAUCUCAGGUUCCUCAACAAGCGUCGACCAACUUGGUGUCUCAGACGCCAAACUCUCGCGCAACAUCCGUUCCUUUGCCGACGCGCGUAAAAUCGAUAUGGCGAACGAGCGGCUACCCGAUUUCGAGCCUAAUACAGCGUCUGGGAUUUUCCCUGCGCCUAGUAUGAAGUUUGGAGGGAUUGAUGGGAAUGUGGAGACGUUGAUUAGGCAGACGUUGAGGGAGGAGUUGAUGGAAGGGUCGGGAGAGUUGAGGACGAAGGAGGAUGAUUUGGUUGAGAAGGUUGCGGAGCGGUUGGCCAAGGGGAGGGCGCUUGGGUCUGGGUCGAGGCCUUCGGCGUUGAAGAGGCAUGGGACUGCUAUUUGA
Molecule: messenger RNA, 1797 nt
Organism: Coprinopsis cinerea okayama7#130
Lineage: Eukaryota; Fungi; Basidiomycota; Agaricomycetes; Agaricales; Psathyrellaceae
Product: serine/threonine-protein phosphatase 2B catalytic subunit
Exons: 10
Coding region: 1-1797 (598 amino acids)
Biological process (GO): fungal-type cell wall organization; calcineurin-mediated signaling
Cellular component (GO): calcineurin complex; cytoplasm
Molecular function (GO): calmodulin-dependent protein phosphatase activity; calmodulin binding
Source: RefSeq, a predicted model, not a curated record